This is a messenger RNA of Mesitornis unicolor (brown roatelo), 907 nucleotides long. RefSeq names its product kinesin-associated protein 3-like. The annotation marks the transcript as partial. Lineage: Eukaryota; Metazoa; Chordata; Aves; Mesitornithiformes; Mesitornithidae. Gene Ontology annotation, biological process: cilium organization; microtubule-based movement. Gene Ontology annotation, molecular function: kinesin binding. The record is from RefSeq and is a predicted model, not a curated record. The transcript is spliced from 8 exons. Gene Ontology annotation, cellular component: axoneme; kinesin II complex; ciliary transition zone.
GAAACGGUUUGAAAAUGCUUAUGAAGCGGGCUUUGAAAUUUAAGGACCCAUUGUUAAUGAAGAUGAUCAGGAAUAUUUCACAACAUGAUGGGCCAACAAAAAGCCUGUUUAUUGACUAUGUUGGUGAUUUAGCAGCUCAAGUAUCAAAUGAUGAAGAAGAGGAAUUUGUCAUUGAAUGCCUGGGAACACUUGCAAAUUUGACCUUACCAGAUCUGGACUGGGAACUUGUGCUGAAGAAGUACAAGCUGGUUCCCUACCUCAAGGAUAAACUCAAACCAGGUUCUGCAGAAGAUGACCUCAUUUUAGAAGUGGUGAUAAUGAUUGGAACAGUUUCUAUGGAUGACUCUUGUGCUGCUCUGCUGGCUAAAUCUGGAAUCAUUCCUGCGCUCAUUGAGCUUCUGAAUGGGAUAGGUGUUUUGUAUAUGAGAGGAGCAAUUACUGAAGAUGAUGAGUUUGUCUGCCAGAUCAUCUAUGUAUUUUAUCAGAUGGUCUUCCACCAGGCCACCAGAGAUGUCAUUAUCAAGGAAACUCAGGCUCCAGCAUAUCUUAUAGACCUGAUGCACGAUAAAAAUGCUGAGAUUUGCAAAGUUUGUGACAACACUCUGGAUAUUAUAGCGGAAUAUGAUGAGGAAUGGGCUAAAAAAAUCCAGAGCGAGAAAUUUCGAUGGCACAACUCUCAGUGGCUGGAGAUGGUGGAGAGUCGGCAGAUGGAUGACAGCGAGCAGUAUCUGUAUGGUGACGAUCCUAUUGAGCCCUACAUCCAUGAAGGGGAUAUUCUGGAAAGACCUGACCUCUACUACAAUGCAGAUGGCUUAGUAGCCCCCGAUGGGGCAGUGAGUCCAGAUUUCUUCAGUGAUUACCAUCUUCAGAACGGGGACCUUGUUGGGCAGCAUCCCUUCUCUAGCAG